UUAAAAUAAGUCAAUUAAUUUAAAAAAUAUGCUUUUUUAUGUUAUACUUUAAUGUUUUCGUUCUCCGUGCUGCUCUAACAAGUGUAAUUUGUGAAUUAAAAAGGCAAGUGGUGAAAGAUUGACAUUCAAGAUAACUGAUCUGAUCAACAUAUUACGUGUUAUAAGCAAAAAGUUGCUUCGUUCAUGUGUUGGAGAUAAGUUUAUCGGGUGCAGCGAUGCGCGAAUUGCAGCAAUGUGCUUUCCACGUAAAAACCGCGGCGCAAUGGCGCAUAGGCGAAUAAAAAAUAGGGAUUUUUCAAUUUCUUAAAUUUUUUAAGUCUGGAAAAGAAUAUUCAAAUAAUCUUAGAUUGUAUUGCUUGAAAUAAAAUAACAGAAUUGUAUUAAUUUACACAUAUAGCAAAAAUUUACAUUGCAGUACGCUUGACGUUUAAAAGAUUACUGAAAGAUUUCAUUUCUUCAAGCACCACUGCGCGGUUGCAUUAAUAUUUCUCGUGCGCCCCGCUUAACACACGUUCAUCUCUCACUCCUGCGAUUCGAGCAGCGCGACUGUAAGGCAUUACAAAAUAAUGGGAAUCGUUAAACUUUCCAGAUUUUGCAACGAUUCUACUUGUGCGCCACGUAUUAACAUCCGCGGUGGCGGGGUUGUUCCGCGCGUAACAUUCGCGAAAAGUAUAGCAUUCGGUUUGUUUGCGGUUACACAAAUCACGUGUUCCAAAUACCGCGAUUUUUAAUAAGAAUAAAGACCUUAAUCUUAGCGGAAUUAUUGCUAAUCAAUCCGAAAAAAACGUACUUGGGAGAAACAUAGAAACAAAGCAACAUAAAAACGUUCUCUUUUUUUCUUAUAGUCGGAAACAACAAUUUGCCUGCAAAUCGCAUUGUGCGCUUUCUCAAUAAAGAUUUUUCAAUAAAGACAGAGAGGGAGGGAAAAGGAGAUUUACUCCAACUGUGACCCAGAACUAAAUGCGUUCAUGGCUAUAAUCACCUCUAGUAGCUAAUGCUAGUUGCGAAAUUUCUGCUGCUCGUGAAACUCGCGUUUAUUUGACCUGAGGGUGAAUGCCGCAUAGGGCGAGAAUUAGCAAAACUAUAAGAAUUGAAUAAAGUAACUACUGUGUAAUUGGGCUUAAAAUUGGACUUAUUGAAAUUUUAUAAGAAAGCACAAAAUAUUUUAUAAAUAUAAGAGAAUCUUAUAAAAUCUUUACGUGUAUAAUUCUUCAGAAACUCUUAAAGAGAGAUUUUUGAUUAUUUAAGAGAAAUUAUUACACUUUAAUUGCAUAAAAAUGAUUACACGUUACAGUUGUCUUAUUCAUUAUAUUACAUAUUAUCUAAUUAGUUCAUGGGGAGUAAUAAUAAUAGUUCUAUUGUUAGUGGAAUGCAUGCGUACCGACUUCUCAGCAUAUAUAUAUAAAUAAUGGUGAUUUCAACAUGAGACCAAGUCCGCUGAAACGAAUGAAACGACUAGAACAGUGGAAAAAGAUCGCACGGUUUUCCUCGGUGAGGUAAAUGCCGAUUAAAGAAACGCGGAUUGUGAAAUUAAUAUGCACAUGUAUGGAAUAGUACAAUGCCAUAAAUUAAUUAAACUGGAAUCGAUUGAAGGAAUGCGGACCAUUCUUAUCAUUGUAAAAUUAAUAUGCAUUUCGAGUUUACGUGUAAAAGGAAAUUCAAGUCGAGGAAAACGGCGGAACAAAUAAACGUGCGAAAUGAUUGUGUCUUGCCGCGAUCGCAAUGAGAGAUCAAUUCUCUCUUUUCUGUUCUCCGUGAACCGUAUUGACGUUGCGCCAUCGGAUCCCACGUCACGUCUUCUGCAAAAUGCACCGGGCGCAACCCGGUGAUUGUGAAAUCAACAUGGCUAUAGAAACGGCGUAGGAAUCAUCGUACGCCGAGGAAGUCUAUUGUUGUCCAACUUGCCUUAAUCGGCUAUAACUUCCUUAAAUAAUGUGCGCCGACUAUUACGAAUACUCUGAGAUUUAUGAUUACAAUACAUUCUGCUGUCAUAAUGCGGUUUCUCAGAAUACGCGCGUAUCUUCUAACAAUAAUAAUUACGUAGUCGUAAGUUAAACAAACAAAAUUAAUCCUUCUGUUUUUAAAUUAUUUUAUUUUUGUUAGUUACUUUUAUACUUAAUUUUUUUAUGUAUUUUUUAAUAAGCAGACACUUUUAGUUUACGAUCCGCUACGUUUCUUUACACUAGUAUUACGCACUUUACCUCUUUCAUCAUCAAUAGGUGGAUGUUGUAAAAGAUUUAUUGUGCGAACAGAACUUAACAAAUAGUGCCACAUCCUAUUCGCAAUCGUCGUAAUAAGCAUCGCCGAUUCCCGGACAUAAGAUUGAUUACUCUGGAUCAUAAAUCGCACGUGUAUUGAUCGCAAAGUUGAACUGCGGCGGUUACUAAUGUGCAGCGAGUAGCGUUCGUAAAAGAUUUGCAGGUGUAAUUGGGCGUACGUAUUGAUGGAGCGGCUGAUUAGGAUGUAACGCAGAGACCGGGGGAAAUGUGGAGGUGAACGUAUGAGAAGGAAAACGUGCUCGGGCGUUUUUGCAAUUUGCGCAAGAGUCGCACUGCACCUAUAAAACAACCCGAACAAAUGUCUAAAAGACGAUGUCAAAAUAUCUACAUUAUCUUAUGUUGGAUCGAUUUAAUAGCGGCGAUUUAGCGUCGAUCACGAUCUAACGCGCCGUUUUUUAUUCGAGCUACGUGCAGACUUGCUGUUUCCGACAAACCGGGUUAAUGACAUGCGGCUUUUGUUUUCGGGGUCUCGGAAUCGAUGAACUUAGCCCUCGGCAUUUUCAAGGGUGUUUCGUCUUGGUACCGGAAGUCACGAUAGACGGUCGUUGAAAGGCGUCGAGCUCCGAAUAAGGGAUCCGAAAGGGCUGAUCGCGUGCUAUUGGUGAAAGGGGUCUGCAUCCGAAGCGGUGCAAUCCGUCAGUACCCCCGCCUCAUCCCUCGGUCGCCCUGGUCCUGGGCAGGGCCUCGCUAUAAAAGCAUACCGCGUCGCCCCUCGAACACGUAGUGUCUCCCUGUGUAGCGCACAAGAAAAACUGUCAUCACACACCAUGAAGUUCUUCAUUGUUCUGUUUGCCGUUGUGGCGGCCGCGAGCGCCGGAAUUAUCGGCGGAUAUCAUGAGCCGAUCGAGCAGCCUUGGGUAGCUCCUGUGGUGCACUCUGCACCGUUGGUGCAUGCUGCACCGUUGGUGCACGCCGCUCCGGUGGUACAUGCACCUUCGCCUUGGGUCGCUCCCGCACCCAAAUACGUCAAGGUCGCCGCUCCCGUGGCGUAUGCUAAGGAAUAUCACCACGUGCUCAGCAUUCCGCAGCAACCUGCCAUUCCACCUCCGCAUCCGAAGCCCCUAAAUAUCAAGGCCCAUGCCCAUGUCACCAGAAUACAUUACGAUGCUCCCCAUAUUCCGCAUCCGCAUCUUCUCGGCGUCGAGCAUUACGUGCCCGCUCCGGAACCCGCAAUCUCCGUCGUCAAGGCUCACGGACACGGCUGGGCCUAAAGUCCCCGUUUGAGGAUGCCCGCUAGACCCGCUGGUCCGAAGUGGUCCAUAUCGAAUUAGUAAUCAUCCCGAGGCCUGCUACCACGCAAUGACAGCAGACAACUUGGUCGAUAUCGCUAAAGAGCUUCUCGCAAUGAUUUAAACUUUUGGUAAAAUAUGUAAAAUAAGGAUAUGAAGAUCAUCGCGAGGGUCAUUGGAAUCAGUUUUUCCAUGGAAUUCGAGAAUCUCGGGAAGGAUGAAAAUUUUGGACCACUCGCGGAUCCAUCGCAGACCAGGCAAACAAACUGAAGAAAAAAAAACCUAGUCUCGAACUUAUUUUAGAGUGCUACAUAUGACACUAUGCCUCACACAAACACAUACGGACAUGAACACAUCCGCGUCUUUUUCUGUUCUUUCAUUUUUUUCUUGUCUUAACACCGAAAUUUCCGUGCGGCAAUUGUGAUAUUGAAGAAGACAUCACAAGAAAGAGAGAGAGAGAGAGCGUUUGUCCUUUUUUUUCGAAUCCCAUACCAUUUUUUUUCUCUGUCCGUAGCAACACUUAUUUAUUUUCUAAUAAAAGUUGACUCGUGUAUGUCUUGUGAUAAACCAA
Messenger RNA from Linepithema humile (Argentine ant), 4079 nucleotides. RefSeq names its product A-kinase anchor protein 14. Lineage: Eukaryota; Metazoa; Arthropoda; Insecta; Hymenoptera; Formicidae. The record is from RefSeq and is a predicted model, not a curated record.